Molecule: messenger RNA, 3717 nt
Organism: Acanthaster planci (crown-of-thorns starfish)
Lineage: Eukaryota; Metazoa; Echinodermata; Asteroidea; Valvatida; Acanthasteridae
Product: neurotrypsin-like
Biological process (GO): collagen fibril organization; peptidyl-lysine oxidation
Cellular component (GO): membrane
Molecular function (GO): protein-lysine 6-oxidase activity
Source: RefSeq, a predicted model, not a curated record
AUGCUGGGGGAAUGGAGAACUACAAGGUUGAUUUUGGUCAAUUUUGUCCUGCUUGUACAUUUCUCAGGUUGUGGCAUUGGGCAAGAUCAGUUUGACUUGCGCCUCAUUGGAGGUAAGAAUAAUCUAGAAGGCCGUGUGGAGGUGUUUCUCACUCCAGAUUGGACAAGAGUUUGUGGUGGCAACUGGGAUCUCAAAGAUGCUGAAGUUGUGUGUCGCGAGCUUGGCUUGGGUGCUGCUGUAUCUGCCACGACUGAUACCCGGUUUGGAAGAGGCAAUUACGGAUCCCUUGUGUAUGAUAACGUGAGAUGUAAUGGGAUGAAAGCCGCUUAUUACUGUGUCACCUCUCCCUCAGGUUCAACUGUAACCCUGACAAAGAUGCUGGAGUGGUAUGUGAAGGCACAACAAUGAAAGAUGGAGUUUUUGUACAUGAGGUACGUUUGGUGGAUGGGAGCUCAGAAUAUGAGGGCUUCUUGGAGGUUUAUUUCAACCAGCAGUGGGGUACAGUGUGUGACAUUGGAUGGGACAAACAUGAUGCAGAUGUCGUGUGUGAGGAGCUGGGAUUUGAUUUUGCUGUUUCUACAUCAGGAGGUGAUAGGUUGAGCUCCCAGCCCAUCUGGCUUUCUAAUGUGCGCUGUACUGGGAAUGAAAACAGACUAGCUGACUGUUUCUAUGGCAACUGGGAUGUAAAUGAUUGUACUCACGAUGAAGAUGUAUGGGUGGUCUGUAAUGGCGCUUCAGAUGGAACAUGGUCUGCAGAUGCCAUCAUUGGAGUUUCAGUUGGAGGAGUUGUGGCCUUAAUGUUGCUUUCCAUCUUCAGCGUUUUCUAUUGUGAUUAUUUUAGAGGUUCCACAUUUACCUGUAUAACUCCAGCAGCCUCAAGGACUCAGAUUCCAGCCAAUGAAGCCAACACAGCUACACCAGUCAUCCACUAUCAUCCAGCUCAACAGUCUGUUAGUGUAGCGCCCUCUAUGCUAGGACAAUCAUCAGCCCCUACUCGGCCAGCUAACAUGGCUCCGCCCCCAUUCUAUGAGACAGUUGCAGCUCAGCCCACAAUGUUCCCAUCCAUACCUAGCACUGGCCUGUAGAAAUUCUACUGACCCUACCUACCCGCCAGCAGAGUCUCUGACCAUUCAGAAUACUGCAUCAACUAAAUCACAUAGUGCAAGUUAGCGAUACCUUUGAAUGUGCACAAACCUUUUGAUUUCAUCUGAAUGUGCACAAACUUUGUUGUGGGUUAGUCUCCACUGAGCUUUCUUCUGCAUUUUUCUGCUAACGUGUUGACCCUCUUCAUCAUUGAAGGUGAAGUAGUAAUAUUAAUUCAACCGACUGUGUUCAUUUAUAGGGAGACAAAGAAAUAAGGCUAAAGAUCAGGGCUUAAGUUUUUAAAUCCUUAUUUACAAUGAACAGUAAAAUACAAUAAUAUCGCGUUCAGAUGAAACACUGGCCCCUCAUUCUAUAAAAGGCUAAUUACAAUCUCAAGAGGAAUGGGUAAUGGAGGUUUACUCAAUCAACAGCAGUUUGAAUCAAAGAAUGGUUCAAUUACCAAGGAAUUCCACCUUGUGCUUGCAAACAAACUCUACAUAUUGACGUAUUACGUAAAUGAAUAACAAAUAACCUUACGAACAAAAGGGAAUUCCCCCCCCACAUGGGGCGGGGCUGUCAAUUCACAUACAAUGAGAGUGUUUCUUGCAUUUGAGCUUAUUCUCCCUGUCUUGCUCCUAUUUCUCAUGCCAGAAAAUAAAAGAAAGCUACAACGAUCAUAGACACAUAUUUUCCCAAUCUUUCUAUGCCUUAUCUGUACUGGGAACUGAAUUUUACUUGGUAGGCCUAAUAGAGUAACUUAAAAUCUCAUGUGUUCUGUGAAUGUAACGCAUUCAACCAUACCUAUUUUCACCCUGAACUCUUAAUGUUGGCAACGGGCCCAUAUGUGUGGUCCACUAGCACUAGUUGGCAAGUGAAAUGAGUAAGUUAGUAUUGCUGUGCAUUUGUUGCAAUGCUGGAAGGUAAAAUAGUUUAUGUAACUUUGUUUUGAGAUUCUAAAUAAAUAUAUGAAGUUGUCUAUGUACAUGUACUUCAUAGUUUAGGGAGCGGUAAAAUUAACAUGUAUCUCAAAAGUCUUUUAUCAUGUGCAUACGCAGUACUAUACUAUGAGUAAAUCUGUAAUCAUACGUUAUGUAAUCCACGUCGACUUUUUCAUAAGUCAUUCGUUGUUUGAAGGCAGAAAUAUUAAAUUAAAAAGAAGAAAUAUGAAAUAAAAAAGAAAGCAGAGUUACAAGUGGCAAUUUACUACAGUGCUGUGAGAUAAUUGAAGGACUGCAUUUUCCUGUAACAAAGAAACAAAUUGCAACCCAAGAAAAUUGUCAACCGUUGUUUUUUAAGAGUUUGCCAAAUCAUUAUUUUGUGUCUGAAAUAUCAUCACUGAAUUUUAAAAAUAGAAUUAUACUGUACUCGCUUGUCUUUCUUGUAAAAGGUUACGUUUAUGCCUCAGACCUUAUGUGUAAUUGUGAAAAUCGAAUGUAUGUUUUUAUCAAUUGACAAUUAAGAUUUUCUUUUCUUCCUUUUCUGAUGUCAAGUAAUCACUGGCAUCGAUAAUUUUAACAGGUCUCUGUAGUGAGAGGCUAUUACAAACUGUAAAUAACAACAGACAGAUUACAUGUUGUGGCAUUGUGCAAUCUUUUUAUCAGAUAUGUUUUAUUCACGUAUGAAGUGAUUUUAAAUAUUGGUAGAAUAAAGAUUGUGCUGUUGCCUUUCCUGAAACGAAGAAAUGGUUUAAAAUAAGCGUAUGUCUUGAUCCUGUGAACAAUAAAUAAGAUUGUAAUGCUAAAGUAAGUAUUUUAUCGAACAAGAAAUGAAUGUGAUGCCAUUGAAGUAUUUACUCAAGAAUUAAACCCAUUGGACGGGAGAUCCAAUCAGUUGCGUACCCGGCUUUUGGUGGUGUAGGGGAAUUCCAAACAAACGCGGCUUCAGGCUUAUUCACCGUGAUAAGGGGGGACAAAACAUACCCAAAGCAUUACUCACGGUCCCGACAUCCACGGUUUUAUUUUGAGGUGUUUUUCUCUCCGAAGAGUUUUGGUACUACUAUUUUUGGGUAAAUAAAUAAUCUUAUUAAUAUUUCAUUUAGAAAACACCCGGUCUUGCUCCACUGCCUUUUUAGCCUUUGUACCAGAGGGCGCUCGUUGAAAUAGUGCAGGGGUGCUUUCACGAGUGUCGAAUGACAGAAAUGUUUAAAGAAAAAUAUCGCAGGCAAGAAAAAUUAAGAAACAAGUGAGGAGAUUAAUUAAUGUGUUGCAAUUAAUCUAAAAUAGUCCGAGUAAAAGCCUACAUGUAGCCUUUUUAGUGUAGUAUUCCUCUUUUUCUAAUUUUCUGGAUUCAAUGUUCCAAAUGCUAGUGGGGUCCCAGUUACCUGGACUAACCUGACGGAGCUCUUCAAAAGAAAUAGUUAUAUGCCUGCUGCGAUACGAUACAAUCCCCCCCCCCGUCAACCGUCGCUUAAUCCUGCCUGCGGCACUGUUCCAACAUCCGUCUACACAGUUGUUAGGGAUUAGCUGCAUUCGGCUCUCAGACGUUAUUGUACUUUUUGUAGGCCUAUACCAUGCCUACUGACUGUACGAUCACAGAGCUACAAACCCAUGAUACGAUCUUGCCUCUCCCUUGACAAGCGAUCCGCACAUUCGGACUGAGUCAGUUCGAAUAAUUGAUUAUUCGAAUAUUCGACUU